GUGACAUGUCAGUAAACAAACAUGGCGACCAGCAGCGACUACUGGGAAGAUUUGCGUAAACAGGCCAGACGGCUGGAGAAUGAGCUGGACCUCAAGCUGGUCUCCUUCAGUAAACUCUGCACCAGCUACAGCAGCAACAGCAACAAGACGAGAAACAGCCGAUCUGAUUCUGGCUCAACUCAAGACAAGAUGCUUGUGGCCAUGACUACUGAGCUGGAGCAGCUCCUGGCCAAUCUUACAGGGGUCAAUGACAAAAUGGCAGAAUACACAAACUCUCCUGGAGUUUCGUUACACAACGCAGCUUUGAUGCACACCCUACAGAGACACAGAGACAUUUUACAGGACUACAAUCAGGAAUUCCAUAAAACCAAAAGCAACUUCUUCAGCCUGCGGGAGCGAGAGGACCUGCUGGGCUCGGUUCACAGAGACAUCGAGUCCUACAAAAGCAGCUCAGGAGUGAAUAACAGAAAGACCGAGCUCUUCCUCAAGGAACAUGAACAUCUCAGAAACUCCGAUCGGCUUAUUGACAAUGCAAUAAGUAUCGCCAUGUCGACCAAAGAGAACAUCACUUUUCAGCGAGGGAUGCUGAAGUCCAUUCAAACCAGGGUUACAACUUUGGCUAAUCGUUUCCCUGCCAUCAACGGUCUCAUCCAGAAAAUCAAUUUGCGCAAGAGGCGUGACUCUCUAAUCCUGGGCGGGGUGAUCGGCGUCUGCACCAUACUCCUGUUGCUCUACACUUUCCACUGACUCACUCGUCACUUGGCCGCCUUUUACUUUCAUUUUCAAAUAUUCCUUGCAGUCCAACUGUUUUUAUGUAUCUUCGUAUAUAUGUCUCCUUCUAUUGUAAUUUGCUUUCCUUAAACCAGCAAUUAAGAAAGACAUUUUAAGGUUCAUCACAUUAAGUCUUAAUUGAACGAGAGGAUUUGUUGAGUUUUAUUUAUUUUCUGCAAUAUGAUUACGUUUUCAUCUUGAAAUUCAUAUAUUGCUGCUUGUACCCUGUUGUAAUUUUUAAAUCUUUAUAAAUGUAUGAAAUAAGAUUUUACUGGCGUGGUGUACCCUUCAUGCCGCACUUUUGUUAUAUACGCUAUCGACGGUGCCUGACCAAAAUAAAGACGACGAUCUCA
Messenger RNA from Limanda limanda (common dab), 1124 nucleotides. RefSeq names its product Golgi SNAP receptor complex member 1-like. NCBI's taxonomy places the organism in Eukaryota, Metazoa, Chordata, Actinopteri, Pleuronectiformes, Pleuronectidae. The coding region runs from base 22 to 747 and encodes 241 amino acids. Gene Ontology annotation, biological process: endoplasmic reticulum to Golgi vesicle-mediated transport; vesicle fusion. The record is from RefSeq and is a predicted model, not a curated record. The transcript is spliced from 9 exons. Gene Ontology annotation, cellular component: Golgi membrane; Golgi medial cisterna; SNARE complex. Gene Ontology annotation, molecular function: SNAP receptor activity.